GUACUUCUGAUGUAAUGAAAGCUCCGUCCUGACAGCAUUUGUUCACUCGGUGCAGAAAUGCAGGAGCGAGUGAAGCGCCGUGGAGCGGCGGUGCUGCUGACGCUGUGCGCGGUGCUCGAGUGCAUAGAAGCAAAGAAGUACUGCUGGUAUUUUGAAGGAGGAUACCCCAUCUAUUUCAUAUGUCGCUCGUAUGAGGACUGCUGUGGGACUCGCUGCUGCGUCCGAGCGCUUUCCAUCCAGAGACUCUGGUAUUUCUGGCUGCUGCUGAUGAUGGGCGUGUUCUUCUGCUGCGGAGCGGGCUUCUUCAUUCGCCGGAGGAUGUAUCCAUCAGUGCUCAGCGAGGAGCCCGCCUUCAACGUGUCCUUCACCAGACAACCGGUCAGCUCGCCAGUCUCCCAGCAGCCGGGCAUGCAAGGCUACGGUGACCCCUGCGGCGCCAUGACGACGGCCCUGACCCCGGGUCAGACGACCCCAGCACACAUGAUGAGCUCGUACCCGCCGCCGCCCUCCUACUGCAAUCAUCCGCCACCCUCGUACGAACAAGUCUUCAGGAACGCCGAGAAGAAGAGCCACAGCGAAUCCUCGCAGUGAGAGACGCCGCUGACGCUCUCGGGAAACUCUGCUUUUAUUUGCGUGCUUUCAGGAUGCUCUUUCCCAGUUCCCAGUUUGUUUAUCGUUUGAUUGGCGCGCUAUGGAGGGGCAACAAAAAGAACAAAGGUCCGGAUGGGACAGAGCUUUGAAGAAGCUGUCGGGAUGCAAAGCGCAGGAGAUACUGAGAGUCUCGACUCCCUUUCUUUGAGAAGUGGGUCUUGAGGGGCUGGGGUGGACCUUGGAAGGUCGACAAGGUGGAAGCAACCCGCUGAGCUUCUGGAGAACAGGAUGAAUAUCUGUGGAAAACACACGACAUCCAUCCUGAGGCCGACCGCACUUCAGAACCCAGACAGCAGGAGUUUCGUACUGUAGACCGAUUGUGCGUUUUAUCAUACUGCAGCCAGUGAAUAUCAUGCUACCUGAGCCUCUCAAACAUGUGGAAGCCUGUUUAUGCCACUGAAUAACAAUGAAAAAGGUAAU
Molecule: messenger RNA, 1071 nt
Organism: Sinocyclocheilus rhinocerous
Lineage: Eukaryota; Metazoa; Chordata; Actinopteri; Cypriniformes; Cyprinidae
Product: vesicular, overexpressed in cancer, prosurvival protein 1-like
Exons: 5
Coding region: 58-591 (177 amino acids)
Cellular component (GO): cytoplasmic vesicle membrane
Source: RefSeq, a predicted model, not a curated record